Molecule: messenger RNA, 1744 nt
Organism: Photinus pyralis (common eastern firefly)
Lineage: Eukaryota; Metazoa; Arthropoda; Insecta; Coleoptera; Lampyridae
Gene: PhKgamma
Product: phosphorylase b kinase gamma catalytic chain, skeletal muscle/heart isoform
Exons: 10
Coding region: 254-1504 (416 amino acids)
Biological process (GO): glycogen biosynthetic process; protein phosphorylation
Cellular component (GO): phosphorylase kinase complex
Molecular function (GO): ATP binding; calmodulin binding; phosphorylase kinase activity
Source: RefSeq, a predicted model, not a curated record
AUUUGUGCGAUGAUCGCAUCAGUCGACCGAAAACAAAAACAAACACACUGAAGAUGGAAAUAACAAAGAGAUGGCAGUAGUGCGUUAAAUUUAACCUUAACCCCUCUCGUUUCUUCUAGGGUCGUUUCUAUUUGUUGAAAAUUGAAAAAUUUUAAUUACGUCCCGUCUUUGUUAAUGAUAUUUGUCUCAAUUAGCGCAGUGGAAAGUCGUCCUUGAUUCGUAAGGACGCACGAAACUGCAACGUUGGAACACAAUGGCCAAGGAGGAGGAGGAAGAUCACCUCCCUGAUAAAGACGCGGCGAAAGGCUUCUACGCGAAGUACGAGCCAAAGGAAAUCCUGGGAAAGGGUAUCAGCUCGACGGUGCGGCGGUGCAUCGAGAAGGAGACGGGGAAGGAGUACGCCGCGAAGAUUAUCGAUCUGAGUGCAGACAGCGAGGACGGUCCCUCCUCGUACGAGCAGGUCAAACAGGAGAUUUCCAUCCUGCGACACGUCGCCGGCCACCCGUACAUAAUCGAGUUGCAGGACGUUUUCGAAUCUAGCACGUUUAUUUUUUUAGUUUUCGAAUUAUGUAAGCAGGGCGAACUGUUCGACUACCUCACGUCCGUCGUGACGCUCUCCGAGAAGAAGACCCGCUACAUCAUGCGACAGGUGCUGGAAGGCCUGCAGUACGUACACGGUCGCGGAAUCGUUCAUCGUGACCUCAAACCGGAGAAUAUCCUAUUAGACGAUAAUUUAAAUGUGAAAAUUACCGACUUCGGUUUCGCGCGAAAGCUCGCGCCCGGCGAGCAGCUGUUCGAUUUGUGCGGAACGCCCGGAUAUCUGGCGCCGGAGACCCUACGGACGAAUAUGUUGGAAGAUGCCCCCGGUUAUUCCUAUCAAGUCGACAUAUGGGCGUGCGGUGUCAUAAUGUAUACCCUCUUAGUAGGUUGUCCACCAUUUUGGCAUCGAAAGCAAAUGGUAAUGCUCAGGAACAUAAUGGAAGGAAAGUACUCGUUCACAUCACCGGAAUGGGCGGACGUCUCAGAAGCGCCGAAGGACCUGAUCCGUAAAUUGCUGGUUGUCGAUCCGAUGAAGCGCAUCUCCAUAGCCGAGGCGUUACGCCAUCCGUUUUUCUUGAGCGUUCAACUAUGGGAUCAGGACAUUGCCCCACUUAAGCAAUCGUUGCACCGUAAAAGCCACCGCUUCAGUGUCAUCUCACAACUGGUUUGGAAAUUGCAACAGCGCUCGUUUCAUCCGAAGAAGAAGUUCCAGUGGGCGAUUCGAGUGGUCCGCGCCAUGAUACGUAUACAACGGUUGCGAUUUACGCCCGAGCCGCUUAGUUUAGACAUCGCGCGCGUCGACCCCUAUAGGAUUAAGUUAUUGCGAAAAGUCAUCGACGGUUGCGCGUUCCGUGUCUACGGCCACUGGGUGAAGAAGGGCGAGGGACAGAGCAGGGCGGCGCUGUUCGAGAAUCUACCGAAGACGGAACUGAAACAUAUCUAUGUUACCAAUUUGAGUAGAUAACUAGGAAUUUUAAAUUUUGUCUUUAGUUCAAAUUUAGCAAAAUUUUAUAACCGAAUUGUAUUACUAUAAAUAUCAAUUUAUUUAUUGCGAUAAUGCGUUUUAAGUCGACCGUGACGUAGUUACCAAAAGAGACCAAAUUUGUGUGCUUACUAAACGGGCACGUUUUAGUAAUUUUCUUGUUCAUGUUAGUAUUUUUGUUAUAGAAUUGUAUGUAUGAUGAAAUAAAAUGAUUAAAUUAAU